Messenger RNA from Hevea brasiliensis (rubber tree), 1186 nucleotides. Its product is annotated as NAC domain-containing protein 2-like. Gene Ontology annotation, biological process: regulation of DNA-templated transcription. NCBI's taxonomy places the organism in Eukaryota, Viridiplantae, Streptophyta, Magnoliopsida, Malpighiales, Euphorbiaceae. Gene Ontology annotation, molecular function: DNA binding. The transcript has 3 exons. The record is from RefSeq and is a predicted model, not a curated record. The coding region runs from base 5 to 1186 and encodes 393 amino acids.
CUGCAUGGAAUUGCACCAUAUAAUCCCCUGGACACUGUACUCUUACAAUUUACAACUACAUUUUCGAUUGAUAAUAUCGCAACUUGUUGAUUCCCAACUCUCCAAAUCAUCGCCCCUAGGAGAGAGAGAGAAGGAGAUGGAAAGGGAACCCUGUCUAGAUUUCCAACUUCCUCCAGGAUUCAGGUUUCAUCCAUCUGACGAAGAGCUCAUCGUUCAUUACUUGAAAAACAAAGUAGCUUCACGUCCUCUCCCUGUAUCCAUUAUUGCAGCAAUCGAUCUGUACAAGUACAAUCCAUGGGAGCUACCUAAGAAGGCUUUCUUUGGAGAAGAUGAAUGGUAUUUCUUUAGUCCAAGAGAUAGGAAGUAUCCCAACGGAGCAAGGCCAAACAGGGCUGCAGGAUCAGGUUACUGGAAGGCUACUGGUACUGAUAGACCUAUUCUCACUUCUUCUGGAUCAAAGAACAUUGGAGUCCAAAAAGCUCUAGUUUUUUACUCAGGUAGACCUCCUAAAGGAAUCAAGACAAACUGGAUCAUGAAUGAGUAUAGACUACUCGAUGCAACGAUGAAACCCUCCAGGCCAAAAGGGUCCAUGAGGUUAGAUGACUGGGUACUAUGUCGAGUUCGACAGAAAGGCAAUGUGUCAAAGAACAUGUAUGAAGUUCGGGAUACGCAGAACAAAGACUUGGUUUGGUACUCACCGAAGAUGGAAGAAGCAUUUUGUGCAUACACCGAUUAUAACACUGACAUGAUCGCUGAUUGUUUAAACAAAGAUUUUAGAUUCUUAGCUUCAAUACUUGCUGGCCAAACUUCACCUCCUAUUGAAACCAUUUCAUGUGUUAGCAACCAAGGGAGCAAUAUGGACAACAGUUUUACUUCGGUUUAUGAAGAUGGUAGCAAUAAGUUGAAUUCUCUGGUAACAAUUUCUUCUUUCGACAAUUACAGCUCACUGAAGAGGAAAACUAGCGAGGAAAGUAGCCAUGACAAUCUCCAUCCAUCCAACAAGAAGCUAAACAAUGGAAAUAGAGAUGAGGAUUUUCUACCUGGAGACACACUAGGUAGCAGUUAUCUGAACUACUACCACCAAAACCAAUCACAAGAAAGCUUCUACACUCCAAACACAUUUGAUCCAGUCAGUGGCUUUCUUGAGCUUAAUGAGUUGGCCUUCAACGGCAAAUAUUUACAAUAA